UUGGCUGCAUCUUCGAAAUUAGGCAAGGCCUGUCUGCAAUCAAAAUCGUAAAACCCCCCUUUUUCUUUCUUCUUCCAUUUCCGGCAGUCUUCUCAUUCUUCGUCUUAAUUUCUUCCGACGAUUCCGAGUGUGCUCUUCUCUCUCUGCUGUUAAUCAGGAAACCAGAGACCUAACGUGAAACUUGACGCUAGUAUUGUAUUGCACUGAGUGUUUGGUGAAAGGAGAGAAUUAUUUGGAAUGGAUGCAAAAGCGAAGCAGAAAGCAUCGUUUCGAGCGAAGUUGAGCGCUCAAAAAAAGGAAAAGCAGCGGAUUGAUUCUCCCCUUGUAAGGUAUAAUGAACAUGAUCAACCCAUAUGUAGAGUCUGUGAUGUGGUUGUCAAAUCUGAGCAGCUUUGGCCUGCACAUCAAGCAUCUCGCAAGCAUCACGAGGCUGUUGAAAAGUACAAAGCCAGUGGUGCUGCUGCAAAAAAUCGGGCAAAUAAUGCUAAAUCUGAGUCUGCUAAAGAUUUACCAAAGCCUAAACCUGAGUCAUCCAGAGAUUUGAAUGCUAAACCUGAACCUUCUGUUGCCUUGCCUAAACAACGAUCAUCUACUCUGCCACCUGGGUUUUUUGAUGAUCAUGAUACAAAGAGACAGAAAAUUGAAAGGGAACCCAGGAAGUUUGGAAACCCUGAUUCAGUGGAUGAUUCCGUGCAUAUAAAGAACCAACUUGCCGAGGCUUCUGUCUCAGGGAAUGGGAUCAACAGAUCAUCGACUGCUACAACUGAGGACAUGGGACAACUGGGGCUUCAGGCUGCCAAUGAUUUUAGGCAGGUGUCAAAACCAGCCACUGGAUUAGAAUCUAAACAAGCCAAAGGAGCACUCCCUGCAGGAUUUUUUGAUGACAAAGAUGCUGAAUUACGUGCACGGGGAAUCACACCUGUCAAGCCUGAUGUUAAGGAUGAAUAUAAGGAGUUUGAGAGAUUGAUUAAAGAUGAUUUACAGGAGAUAGAUAAUCGUUUGGAGGAAGAAGAGUUUGAUGCAGCUGAAAAUAUUGAAGAGGAGGAGAUGGUUGAGCAAAGGAACUACGUAGAUAGGGUUGAGAUGUUAAGAAGGAAGAAGCUCGAGAUUAGUGCUUCCAGAUCUGCUAUUACUCCUAAGAGUAAGGAAGUCGCACGCAAGGAUUCCAGCCACGACGACUCGUCCAGUGAUGAUGAGGAUGAAGAGAACUUUAAAGUCGAUUGGAGAGCUAAGCAUUUUUAGGCACACUUCCUCUCCGUUGCAGGUGAUCAUCUCCAUGAGCAUUCAUGUAUCUUCGAUGCUAAAAGCCUAAAACAGCCUCUCUCUUUAAGAAUGAAAAAUCGCUUCAGUUAUUAGGGAAUCGUAAGCUUGUCAGCAUAUCUUGUAGUAACAAAUUUGUUACAUGGAAACAGUAUCACGAUUUUAUGAUUCGUUUUUGGAUGAAAUUGCUUUUUUCAGGGAACA
Messenger RNA from Salvia hispanica, 1464 nucleotides. RefSeq names its product zinc ion binding protein. Lineage: Eukaryota; Viridiplantae; Streptophyta; Magnoliopsida; Lamiales; Lamiaceae. Gene Ontology annotation, biological process: nuclear DNA replication; mitotic DNA damage checkpoint signaling; mitotic DNA replication checkpoint signaling. The record is from RefSeq and is a predicted model, not a curated record. Gene Ontology annotation, cellular component: spliceosomal complex; nucleus. Gene Ontology annotation, molecular function: zinc ion binding; nucleic acid binding.